Penicillium cataractarum is the source of this 225-nucleotide messenger RNA. RefSeq lists its product as uncharacterized. The transcript is spliced from 2 exons. The coding region runs from base 1 to 225 and encodes 74 amino acids. Lineage: Eukaryota; Fungi; Ascomycota; Eurotiomycetes; Eurotiales; Aspergillaceae. The record is from RefSeq and is a predicted model, not a curated record.
AUGUCCGACUACGUGACCAAUGAGCAGGACAUCACCGUCCAGGAUGAUAUCCAGGAUGUUGAGGAUCCUAUUGACGAGGACAUGGCCAACUCUGAUCAGCAACUCGCCAACGAUGAAAAGGAGGCUAUCGACCGCUCCAACAUUAUCGAUGAGCGUACCCGUCACGCAAAGCCCCAGACUGACAACGGAUACAACGAGGGUCCUUCCGAGGAUGAUCUCCCCUAA